AUGGCAGCACCAUCCAUCCCCGACACAGCCAUGUCAGACGCCCCCGUAUCAACCGACACUACAAACACACCCUCAAUUCUCCCCCCCGACGGCGAAAUCCCCAUCAUCGACCCCGUUACGGCCGCCACCAUCCCCCAAACCCUCCCCUUCAUCAUCAACCCCGCGGCCGCACCGCCAACAUCCAACGGCACUACCGCGCCAGCCACCGUCUCCGCCGACGAAAUCGCCCUGUAUGAUCGCCAAAUCCGCCUCUGGGGCAUGGACGCCCAAGCCAAGAUCCAAAGCGCCAACAUCCUGCUUAUUACCAUGCGCGCGCUCGCCAACGAGACCGCCAAGAACCUCGUCCUCGCCGGCAUCUCCUCCAUUACCCUCCUCGACAGCGCGCCCGUCACCGAAGCGGACCUCGGCGCCCAGUUUCUUCUUUCAUCGUCGUCAGACGCUUCGCCUGUUGGCCGCAACCGCGCAGAAGCCGCCGCCGAUAACCUGCGCAAGCUGAACCCGCGCGUCACCGUGCACGUCGACCCCGAGGGCGUCAAGGCCAAGAGUCCCGCGUACUUUGCCAACUAUGAUAUUGUUGUCGCAACAGACCUCGACUCCGACUCGUUCAAUCUCAUCAAUACGGCCACACGCAUCAACAAUAAGGCCUUCUACGCUGCCGGCACGCACGGCAUGUAUGGCUUCAUCUUCUCGGACCUCAUUGAGCACGAGUACGUGAUCCGCCGAGACGCUGGCAACGUUGCGACGGCAGCCAACACGCAAGAAUCCCGCACGCGGUCCAUCACGGCCGUCACUACGAAGAAGGAAGGGCCCAAGGUCGUCGAGUCCGUGUCGAAGCGCGAGCUCUACUCGACGUGGUUCCUUGCGUCUGAUGUGGCCACGCUCCCGCAAGAGUACAUCUCCUCAAAGCGCCGCCUGCGUGCGGUCAGCCCGACGCUCUCGUGCCUACGUGCACUUUGGGAGUUCACAACGCUCCAGGGCGGCCGCUUACCAUCUAACCGCGAAGAUCUGAAGCUCUUCACGCAGCUGGCAACGCAGAAGCAUAAGGCGCUGAGCUUGCCAAGUGAGACACUGCGCCCCGAGUUUCUGCGUAGCUUUUUACAAAACCUGGGAAGCGAGAUUGCCCCUGUCACCGCCAUUCUUGGCGGCCAGCUUGCGCAGGAUGUCAUCAACGUUCUUGGCCAGACGCAGCAGCCUAUCCAGAACACGGUUGUGUUUGACGGCACCACCAUGGAGGCGCAGAUGUAUGCUUUGCAUCCUCCUGGUGAGGCCCUUGGUCGCGGGUUGCUUGCAUCGGCGGCUCCUGUGGUUGUAGAUGGAGUGCUGCCGGCUGUUAUGAGCGGUGCACUGCCUGUUGAUGGAGCAGUACCGAUUGUGUAA
[Torrubiella] hemipterigena is the source of this 1377-nucleotide messenger RNA. The record is from the annotation of a GenBank genome assembly. NCBI's taxonomy places the organism in Eukaryota, Fungi, Ascomycota, Sordariomycetes, Hypocreales, Clavicipitaceae.